AGAAUUCCUACCUCUUGAGAUGUUGGCCAAAUUAACAUCGCUUGACUAUUUGCGUAUAUGUAAUAGCUGUGAUUCAAUGAGGUCCUUCCCGUUGGGCAUUUUUCCCAAAUUGACGGUGCUUGACAUUGAUGGUUGUGAGAAUCUGGAAUCCCUUUUUUUGAUUGAAGAAGAAGGAGCUGUUGAGAAUCUCAGCCAUCUCAAUCACUUGCGUGUCUAUAAAUGUCCAAAAAUGGUGUGUUUUCACGAGGGAGAAUUGCCCACUCCCAACCUGAGUGACUUUGUAGUUGCUGAAUGCGAGACUUUGAAGUCAUUGCCCGGACGCCUACACACCCUCACAGCCCUUCGAUCUUUGUCGAUAAGUAGUCUUCCGAAUCUGGAGUCAUUUGCAGAAGAUGGGGGUUUGCCUCCCAACCUCCGACUAUUUCAUAUUACGAAUUGUGAGAGACUGAGGGCUUCAUCAGUGGGAGAGUACUGGGGUUUGCAAGCACUUGUCUCCCUUGAACACUUUCUUAUCAGUGGAAGUGACCAUGUCUUGGAGACGUUGCUCAAGGAACAGCUGCUCCCUACCACUCUUCACACUCUCAGCAUCUAUUCUCUAUCAACUCUGAAAUCUUUGGACGGAAAGGGCCUUGGACACCUCACUUCUCUUCAAGCGCUAAAAAUUGGAUUCUGUCCAAGUCUGGAAUUCCUGCCAGGAGAGGAACUUCAACACCUCACUUCUCUUCAAGAGCUACGUAUUAUGUUCUGUCCCAGUCUCCAAUUCCUGCCAGGAGAGGAACUUCAACACCUCACUUCUCUUCAAACUCUAAGUAUCUUUUGUUGUCCCAGUCUCCAAUGCCUGCAAGAAGAGGGUUUGCCGCCAUCUCUUACUUAUCUGUGUAUCGAAGGUUGCCCUGCCCUGAAGGAAAGGUAUAAGAAUAAGACGGGACAAGAUGGGGCCAAGAUAUCUCACAUUCCUUGCAUCCAGAUAGGCAACGAAGUGAUCAUAUAAUAUGAGCUAUUCCAUAUUUCACUCUCAACCCUCAACUCCCAAAUCAAAGUCAUCAGGUCAAUCAGUAGAUGCCAGAAUGAAUUCAUUGCCUAAACACAUUGGCACCCUCAC
Prunus avium (sweet cherry) is the source of this 1102-nucleotide messenger RNA. NCBI's taxonomy places the organism in Eukaryota, Viridiplantae, Streptophyta, Magnoliopsida, Rosales, Rosaceae. The record is from RefSeq and is a predicted model, not a curated record.